Necator americanus (New World hookworm) is the source of this 1149-nucleotide messenger RNA. RefSeq lists its product as uncharacterized. Gene Ontology annotation, molecular function: DNA-binding transcription factor activity. The transcript is spliced from 7 exons. Gene Ontology annotation, biological process: regulation of DNA-templated transcription. NCBI's taxonomy places the organism in Eukaryota, Metazoa, Nematoda, Chromadorea, Rhabditida, Ancylostomatidae. Bases 1 to 1149 code for a protein of 382 amino acids. The record is from RefSeq and is a predicted model, not a curated record.
AUGUCUUCCAAUCUGGCGACUCCUGUCGCCUUUUCGACCGGGCAUCCUUCAACGGAUCCUGCAGUCCAUAUUUGCGAGUUGCAAGAAGACACGCAAAUAGAAAAGCACCAGCCAAAGCCUCCGUACGACAAGCAUCACAGUUGUAUCUGUCGCUGCGAACAGUGGACAGAUCUGUCAAGUAUCGAGUUAAUUGUGAGCUCGACGAACUUGGUGACAAUGAACGAAUCUUCAGACCACACGUCGAAAAUGAACGACGAUGUGGCAGCGAACUUCUUUCCGGAUGCGGACUGGCAGUUUGAUGCAACAGACUGGCCGCAUGCCGAAAAUCGCACUUACGAAUCGCCUCCGUACUCCCACGAUAUUUAUGCCGGCUGCUCGCCGAGCAUUGGUUAUCCUAUUGAUCUUAACGAUAUAGACGCGGCAUUUGACUGCGACAUAAGUACGCUGGACGCGUAUCUGCACACCCCGCCUUCCUGCUCCGCUAGUACCGAACUACCGCCGCACUCGCAGCCAAGCACAAAUAGUCCGACUACCACCGAACCGCCUGUUCAUCAGCCCUCUUCAACGCUGGACACUGGUCCGAUUGAGGAGUUCUUCCCUGAUCUUUGCGAUGUCCCUGUACCAUCCACCUCUCGGAGAGAAAAUCGGCGACGUAAUGUCUCAGCUGGUAGUACUCGCUCGUCGUCCUCUCGUUACUCACCAUACUCCAUCGACUCAUCUACGCUAGACGCAGAUGUUGCUUAUAGUGAGUAUCGUAUCAGGCGCGACAAGAACAACCUCGCAUCGCAACGAUCACGGCAAAAACGCGUCGAGAAAGUCCGACAAAUGAAAGAUGAGAAAGAAACUUUGGAACGACGGAACAUAGAAUUGAAAACGCUGUUGAGCUCACUUGAGGUUCAAGUUGCUGAUUACAAACGUAUGGUUCUGAUGUUGAAUCCAAACUACUCGACUUGUGGUGCAUUUGCGUACGCGGUUGAAGUGCGCAGUGAGACUCCGCCCACCCUCCCACUCCGAUUGGAGCUAGAGACGGUCCCAAUGCGAGCCGAAGCGCUUAAGCAGUUACACCACAGCUUGCUGGAGGGAAAUUCUAUAUUCGAUUGUAACAUGUCGCUGCAAUGUGUAGCAGUGAAGGAAUCACUGCAUCCGUAA